This is a messenger RNA of Trifolium pratense (red clover), 1375 nucleotides long. Its product is annotated as WAT1-related protein At5g64700-like. Gene Ontology annotation, cellular component: plasma membrane. NCBI's taxonomy places the organism in Eukaryota, Viridiplantae, Streptophyta, Magnoliopsida, Fabales, Fabaceae. The transcript is spliced from 7 exons. The coding region runs from base 110 to 1282 and encodes 390 amino acids. Gene Ontology annotation, molecular function: transmembrane transporter activity. The record is from RefSeq and is a predicted model, not a curated record.
GUACACAACCUAACAUUUUUUUUUUUUUUGAAGGACCUAACAUAUAUAUGUAGGUUUUGUCAUUUUUCUUAACACCUUAAAUUUUUCAUUUUUCUUUCUUAGGAAAAAAAUGGAAAAAAUGAGCAACACAGUGAGAAGUCAAAGUGUUAAGAAAUGGUUCAAGUCUUCGCAGGCUCUUCUUAGCAUGUUAUUAGUACAAAUUUUUGCAACUGGGUUGCAACUUCUAUCAAGAGUCAUUUUGGUUCAGGGCACUUAUAUUUUUGCCCUCACUGCUUAUCGUCAUAUUGUUGCUGCAAUUUGUGUUGCCCCCUUUGCAUUCUACUUUGAAAGAGGACUGGCAAAGAAUUUCAACUGGAGAGUUUGGCUGUGGCUUUUCUGUAAUGGAUUGGUGGGGAUGACCAUGGCUAUAGGACUUUUCUACUAUGGUCUUCGAGACACAUCAGCUACAUACUCUGUCAACUUUCUCAACCUGAUUCCUAUUUGCACAUUCUUGAUAUCUAUCAUAUGCAGAAUAGAGAAUAUGAAGAUUAGAACAUGGAGUGGUAAAACUAAAUGUAUUGGAGCACUAAUGUGUCUUGGUGGAGCAUUAGCUACAACUCUUUACACAGGGAAGAAAUUUUAUAUUGGUCAUCAUCAUAUUCACCAUUCUAUUGAGAUAAGUGUUGUUGCAGCACACAAAACUCACAUGCUUCGUGGAACUUUGUGUUUGGUUGGAUCUUGCUGCUCUUUCACAGCUUGGUUUAUUCUGCAAGCAAAGUUUAUGAAUCUAUUUCCAUUGAGGUAUUGGGCAACAAUGCUAUCAUGCAUUAUGGCAGCAGUUCAAUCAGCAGUAAUAGGUGUAUGCAUAAAUUCCAGCAAAGAAGUUUGGAGAUUAGAGUGGAAUCUACAGCUUAUUACUAUAAUCUACUCGGGUGCAUUGGCUACUGCUGCAACAUUUUGUUUAAUAUCAUGGGUAAUUACAAUCAAGGGACCUUCUUACCCUGCAAUGUUCAAUCCAUUGGCUCUAGUUUUUGUUGCCAUAUCAGAGACUAUCAUACUUGAUGAACCACUAAAAGUUGGAACGUUGGUGGGCAUGGUUUUGGUCAUAGUGGGAUUGUACUAUUUUUUAUUGGGCAAAAGGAACGAGAUUCCACGUUUGCUUAAAUCAAAUGUAGCAGCUGCUGCAUUAUCAACAAGCAUGGUUGAUGACCCUGUUGUGGCUCAAUCAACGGCCAUAAUAGUUCCAAGUUCUUCACCUGAUGAGAGUGUACUAGUUGAAAUUGAUAAAACUGACAAAAAGUGAUUAUGGUUAUUAUUAUUAUUAGUCAAGUUCUUGCCUUGCAAGCUAAAAUUAAAUAAGAGUUAUAUGAAGGUAUUUUUUUUUUUAUAAUCAAAA